AUAUAAUAAAUCACUAUAUUAUAAAUCACUAUGAACCACUAUUAAAAUCACUAUUAACCACCAUGAAGUCUUGCCAUUUUCAGCGGGAGGUGAUCAUGUACACCGACAAGGCCAAAAAGCUGGCAGAUACUGCGGUGCAGGAACAGGCCACUGGAAGCGCCGUUCUGGCGGCCAAGCACAUGCUUGAGGCCACCAAACUCAUGCACAUGGCCAAAGAAAAGAAGGUGCGUGCACUGAAGGUCAGGGCACUGGCCGAACGGCUGAACAGCCAGGUGCUGCCUAGCUAUAAACAGGCAGUGGAUAUAGCUGGGCUGCAUGCGUCCUUUAGUGGCCUACAGACGUCACAGCAGAGGCACCGGCUUCUUCGUAAGAAGACCUGAGUUUUUCUCGGUGACGAGUCACGAGUCGCGCAGGAAUUCUGUGGUGCAAAA
Cladocopium goreaui is the source of this 431-nucleotide messenger RNA. NCBI's taxonomy places the organism in Eukaryota, Dinophyceae, Suessiales, Symbiodiniaceae. The record is from the annotation of a GenBank genome assembly.